GUACCUUCAUUAAAAAAACCUUGAAGAAAGAAGAAAAUAAUUUCAAUCAAAAUAACAACAGCUAGUGUGUCUCUCUCUCGCCGCACUGCCAUCAUUCAGCUCCGCCAAAAGCAUCACCGCCGCACCACUUUACCCUUCCUUUAGCUUCCUGUGAAGAGGGUCGUAGAUUCGUAGAAGUAGUGAAGAUGAGUAGCAGCAAGAAAACUGGUCCCCCCAAACAUCAGAACAAGAUUGCUUGGAAACCUAAUGCUGGUAUCAAGAUCAACGAAACUGAAGUUGGAGGAAGAUUUAGACCUCUAUCUGAGAUAACUGGAGUGUGCCCUCGCUGUAAGGAACAAAUUGAUUGGAAACGACGUUAUGGAAAAUACAAGCCUCUUCACGAACCUGCCAAAUGUCAAAGAUGUUCAAAACGUAAUGUUCGCCAAGCUUACCAUAAUUUGUGUUUCGGUUGUGCAAAGGAGCAUCGUGUUUGCGCAAAAUGUUGUUGCCGUGUGGAGCGUAUAGUUGGAAGGGACGUUUCAGAAGUUGAGGCUGAGAAAAAGAUGCUUGAAGAGGCCAUUAAGAACGCUAGCGAAAGAGAAAGAAGAUCCCUAUUGCGUGCUAUGAACAACAAAAACAAAGCUAAGAGUUCAACAGACACCCCGACCGAUACAAAAGAUAACAAAGUAGGAGAAUUAUUUCCAAAUUCUUCUUUGGAAGAUUAUGCCAAAAAGAAUGGAGUUGUCAGGAAACAUGACGAUAGUAAAAUUUGUGAUAGUAAGCAUGAUGGUGAUGAAAGUGAGGAGGAAGUUUUUGACGACGAAGAUGAUAAUGACAGUGCGAGUGAAGAGUGUGACGAGGACAACAAUGAGAACGUUCCCGAUGAAGUGAAUGCCAAGAAGGAAUGAUUAAGGAUAUUUGAGUAUAUCAUUUUUGCAGAAAUUACAUUGUAGGGAUACUUGCUUCUUUGCAGUUUGUUUUUGACAUAUUUAUUACUAAAUUUUGGGUGAUUUGUUUUUGCUGAAUACAAAUUUUGGAUAUUAUCAUAUUCUUCUGUCAAUCAAAAUGUAACCAAAAUAGAUAUCAUGUGUCUGCUGUCAGUAACAUUUAAAAGUUUUGUAUGAAAUAUGUUCUUA
Messenger RNA from Medicago truncatula (barrel medic), 1115 nucleotides. RefSeq lists its product as uncharacterized. Lineage: Eukaryota; Viridiplantae; Streptophyta; Magnoliopsida; Fabales; Fabaceae. Bases 186 to 887 code for a protein of 233 amino acids. The record is from RefSeq and is a predicted model, not a curated record. The transcript is spliced from 8 exons.